AUGACUGACAACAACAAUAGCCAACGACGUAUUUUUAUACGAGAACAUGUAUAUAAACGAGAUAAUUAUUUAGAACAAGUUGAAUUCGAAUUUAUUGAUGACUUAGAAUCUUAUUCAUCUAUUGAACGAAAUUAUAGUUUAUGGUUAACACGAGAUCAUUAUAUCAAAACAAUUUUACGACGAUAUGGUUAUAGUGCAAAUAAAAUGCCAACAUUUGAAGAAUAUAUUGAUACAAUACGACCAUUGAUUGCUGGACAUUGUUGUUCAGAACAUGAACUUCGUCGAGCAUUUAAUAUAUUUGAUCAACAUCGAAAUGGUAUCAUUGAAUUACAUGAAUUUUAUCGAUUCAUAAGUAUUAUUGGACGAUCAACAACAGAAGAAAAAAUAUUAAAUUUUAUUGAACGUGUAAAUAUGUCUGAUGAUAGAAAUUUGAAUUAUGAACAAUUUAAACAAUUUGUUAGACUUGGACAUGGAAGAGACAUGCUUGUUAAUGUUAGCUUGGAAGAAUAA
This is a messenger RNA of Rotaria sp. Silwood2, 510 nucleotides long. The record is from the annotation of a GenBank genome assembly. Lineage: Eukaryota; Metazoa; Rotifera; Eurotatoria; Philodinida; Philodinidae.